AUGCAGCACAACAUAUUCAAUAUUUUCAUCUUGUCAUUAUUUUUAAGUGCCACUGCCUUGGCAGCACCAUUAAAAAGAUUCUAUCAACCUUCUUCUCCAGUGUUUUCAUUGAUUGCAGUUCAUAACGGAGCACAAUUCCAAUACAAUUUGGUCAAGUUUGAUGGACAUGAACUCUUACUUGGAGCUGAUGACAAGGCCUUUUUCGGCCGUAUUAGAGCAAAUGGAGGAUACAUUUUAAACAUUCCAAAGGCAAAUGCUUCAGCAAAUGCCACUGAUUCUCCAUCUUCUGACAGUGUUUAUGUUGAUAAAUUCAAUAGACUUGUUUCCACCUCAGCUCCAUCAAAUGCUUCGCAACAUUUUGGGAUUGAAAAAUCUCUUUUAUCAUACCAAAAUUCCACCAAAUUCUUGGCUUGUCCUGAAGUUGGGUACCGAGGAGAGUAUGGAGUUUAUUUCCAAGGUGAAAACAAAAACUCAACUCUGAUUUGUCCACGUAACUCUACCGGGUACGAGAUCACUUUGUUGGUUCAAGUCGACGCUACUGUCAAUUACACACCUGAAACAAACAAAAAUACCCUUGGUGGUACUCUCAAGAGACUUCUUUCAAGAAAAUAA
Molecule: messenger RNA, 612 nt
Organism: [Candida] anglica
Lineage: Eukaryota; Fungi; Ascomycota; Pichiomycetes; Serinales; Debaryomycetaceae
Source: the annotation of a GenBank genome assembly